Molecule: messenger RNA, 3086 nt
Organism: Pseudophryne corroboree (corroboree frog)
Lineage: Eukaryota; Metazoa; Chordata; Amphibia; Anura; Myobatrachidae
Gene: CASP2
Product: caspase 2
Exons: 11
Coding region: 366-1580 (404 amino acids)
Biological process (GO): regulation of apoptotic process; proteolysis
Molecular function (GO): cysteine-type endopeptidase activity
Source: RefSeq, a predicted model, not a curated record
CCCCCCACACACACAUGUAUUAGAGCUGCAGUACUGAGGCUGAGUACCCCUCAUCCUUAGCAUUGAAGGAGUUAAUAUUUACACCCAUCAAAUUGAUCUUGUAGAAAUGAUGCUUAAUUUUGUACUUCCCCUGAUAGGGACAAUUCAAGAGUAACGAUAAAGCAACAUCCCUCACGUUACUGCACACCGCUAUAGAGUUGUGAGGUUAAAUGAGCAAUGUUGCAGACUCUUCUGGUAACGUUACAAUCGUUCCCAUGCUGUACUGACUGCACGUCAUGUACUCUGCAUUGUGGCCCCAUCCUGUGAUACAAGGGAAAAGUAGAUUGAGACGCUGGGAUCCUUGAUUGUUGGGUCUGUAUGAAAGGAUGCUGGGCGGCAUGCAAGAGCGGCACAAAGAUGCACUCAUCAAGUUGAGGGUGGCCCUGGUUCAAGAGAUGGUACCUGAUGAACUAGUAGAACAUCUUGUGUCCAAGAAGAUUUUAACUCCGUUUAUGCAAGAAAAGAUCCAGUGUAAGGGUGUGAGCUACAGACAGAACAGCACUCUGCUGGAUUUACUUCCCAGACGCGGCCCCAAAGCGUUCACCAUCUUCUGUACUGCGCUCCGAGACACCGGGCAGGAGCACUUAGCGGAGCAGCUGGAGGAACAAGAGCGAUGCCUCAAACCAGAGGUUCCUUUCUCUGUGGAAGAAAUCGGAGUUCAGCGAUGGCGAGAGCCCUGCGAGAGGUGUAUAGAUGAUGGGGACGGCCCAGGAAACGUAGCUAUGACCAGUGUAGACUUCUACCUAUCACACCAAAAGCAGGCCUACAAGAUGACCACACGCCCCCGUGGCUACGCCCUGAUCAUCAGUAAUGUCCAUUUUGCUGCGCCAGAAUUGGAUUACCGCCAUGGCGGGGAAGUGGAUCUGGUCUCUUUGAAGCAGUUGUUUUCUCACUUGAACUAUCAGGUGGUUGUUCGGAGUAACAUUACGGCUCAGAAAAUGAUAUCCGAGCUGGACUUGUUCUCAUCACUGCCUGAACACGCACGCCUGGACUCCUGCAUUGUCUGUAUUCUGUCUCAUGGGGUAGACGGUGCUGUUUAUGGAGCUGACGGCAAACUACUCCAAUUGCAGGAUGUAUUUACAAAGCUGGAUAACGCUCACUGCCCGCAGCUACAGAACAAGCCUAAAAUGUUCAUUUUCCAGUCCUGCCGCGGCGAAGAGGCAGACCGUGGCGUAGACCAGCAAGAUGGAAGAGAACAAGCGGGGUCUCCCGGCUGCGAACAGAGCGAUGCAGGAAAAGAGGACGGGAAAGUCCGUCUGCCGACCCAGUCUGACAUGAUCUGCGCCUACGCGUGUCUUAGAGGUACUGUAUCACUUCGCAAUACAAAACGGGGCUCGUGGUUCAUUCAAGAUAUGACUGAAGUGUUUUCCAAACAUGCUAAGGACACACAUGUAGCUGACAUGUUGGUGAAGGUGAACGCUUGCAUAAAGAAACGAGAGGGACACGCUCCAGGGACUGAAUAUCACCGCUGCAAAGAGAUGUCCGAGUACAGCAGCACUCUCUGCCGAGACCUCUACCUGUUCCCAGGAGUCUCCCUGUGAUCCCCUGCACCGCCACACACCGCCAGCACUUCUAAUUUAUACAUUAUUAUCCGUUUGUCAGUGGAAAGAAAAAUACUUUACAAACUUUAUUCACGUCUUCCAAGUUUAUAUUGUCUCCUGUCACUUUUUGCACCUGACCUUCCCUGCUUCAGCAUUAAGAGAAGUGCUGCGCUGCCUGGGAAUACAUAUUAUCCGUGAUCGCAGGAUCCAUCUUCCCUGAUGUGUGACAUAUGAACAGGUUCUGUGCUACGUAACAGGCCGGUGCAUGACGGGGGAUGUUGUGUUUUGUUUUAUAUUGUUUUAAGUUUAGUACAUUCCUUAGUUUAUGGGGUUUCAUGGUUUAACGCUGUUAGAGGCAACAAGAAGUUUGCUAUGUGCCUCAGCUUUUGCACUUUUUCUCUCCCACUGGACUUCAACGAAGUUAGGACCAACUAGGUUAUUGGCCUCAUAGGAUUUCAUGCUCGUGGUCUUCCAUGUGCGCUGAUUGCUACAAGGGCUUGUGACGUUAAGCUUCAUUCAACACUUGGGACGAUUUAUGCCUCACAAGGUAUUAUCCCAGAUACAGCGUCUCAUUGCCACCACUAAACAUCUCAUACAGGGCCAAAGGCUACUGAUCAUGUACACAGCAUAAUGUCUGGUGUUAUGUUGUGUUCUUUCAAUGUGUAUUUUUUCAGUCACCUACAAAAAAAAAAUGGACGUUUUCCAAUUGUGCAUCGCAAAAUUGCUGCUCUUAAAUAUUGCCCACGGAUGCUACAGAUGUGUCCUUGUACACCUAGCCUCUAUAUGCCAUGCAGCGUGAGUGAAGUGAUAGGCCCAAUGUGACUCAGCUUGCGUAGAGAGUCUAUUUGGGCCCAAAAUGCGCGAUAAUCGCAAAUAGAUGCAAUGAAUCGCUUCUGGAGACUGCUCUGAUUAAUUUGACACAUAUAUCUGUGUGCGGCUGAGCCUGUAUGUGAAGCACAGCAGAACAUCGUACAACUUCGUAUACGGAUUCAGACCUGUACGCCAAGAAGGGCUGUUUUGCGCGACUACAGCAAUAGUGUAUGAGGACACAUCGGUAGACGGAUCUAUCUGAACAAGCCCAAAUGAAUUAUUUAAUUAAUCCUAAUGGAAUGUUAUUGUCACCUCUUGGUAAUGUUGGUAACAUACACGUCGUAAACAUUUCAAGUUAAACCCCAAGACCUAAUAGUUUAAUAAGAAAAGGAAAUCUGUAGCAUAUAUUGGAUGCCUGGGACCUGAAAUUAAGACUCGUUACGAAGAGAGAUUAAUACAACAUUCUGACAUGUAUGUGAACAUCCGGAACUGCCAGUGGUCUGGGCGUCGUGCGUGUCCUCUUCGCCAUGUCCAGCGCUUUAUCUCAGGACUUUCUCGCUUGUUAGACACUGCCGCAUUGUGUAUUAUACUAUGCUCUGCCAAAUACUCCAUUGUCACACGCCUGGUCGUGUCACGGUGUAUCUCCGUUAAAAAUGAGGAAUGAUGUUUGUGUUUUAAUAAAACUUUUUAUAUGUU